AUGGAAGAGAUUGGUCUGAAUGGAGGAGCCCCCUCAUUUUCCAUUGUGGCUGACAACAUUCGAGUCUGUCUAUGUCCUGGCAUAAACUGCCUCUGUGUUAAAGCUUGCACCAGUUGCAAGUCCCUCAUCUUUGACAAGUGGGAGCCCCGACCUCAUGUCCUGAGCCAACGUAUCUCUGUGAGCCUCUUGGGUCAACAUGUGGCAUAUGCAAUGACGUGUGAAAAUCAUGAACUUGGGAUGCUCUGCAUUGUGUCAAGCAAGGAUAUAAGAGAGGUGGUGGUACGACGGGUACGUGGUCCCAUAUGUGACCUUACAUUCACCCGAUCAGCAAUUGAUAACCUGUUGGCUGUGAUAGAUGCCUUUGGGGAUGUAUAUGUCUAUGAAAUGGGCGAGACAAAAUUUGGAUCCCUGCAAGUGACCAAUCUCCUUCACAUCAGCCAGAGUGCUGACUUUGCUUCCUAUUAUCACCUCUUAUGCUGGUAUGCUGAUGACUACAGCAAGAUCUUAUUGGUCACUGAUGAUCACAACUCUCAAGUUUGGGAUAUCAAAUCCAUCUUGGAAAAGCAAGGCCAGGGAUCUUAUUUUCGGGAGGACAUUGGUCACUCCUGUGUACGACUGAGCCAUCAUAGUGCUCCUAUCACUUGUGGGGUUAUUGCCCCUGAAGGCAAGGCUGUUGCUACAGUCAGUCUUGAUGGAAGGCUGAAAGUCUUCUUUAUAAACUUGUCAUUUGGUCAGUACUCUAGGGAGAUGCCCUGUGUUCAGAGCUGGGAGCCACACAAAGGCAAAACACUAUCUAGUGUUCACUUUUUGAAUAAGGAGGCUCCUAGACAGUUCUCAUAUCAAUGGAUCAUUGCAACUGCAUGUGACCAAAAUUCUGAGAUCAAGAUUUGGUCCAUGGAGACCUUCACCUGUCUUCAAGUCAUUCGCUUUCGUCCCUCUGCUGGGCCACUGUACCAGCUGAAACUUGAGGCCGACUUGUUCAUCAACUUCCUCUUUUUUGUUGACACCACCACAAGCCACUGUUACAUUCUGGAAUUGGAGCAUGAGAAAGAGAUGAUUCGAGCUAAAUCCAUUUCUUCUUGUGCCUUGCCCUUUGGCAUACUUGGAUAUCAUGUAGUUGAUGUCCGUCCAUCUUCCAACAGAAUCUGGGCCAGAAUUUUGGGAAUCUGCAAAGAGUCCAUCUGCGAGUUUGUAGUUAUUGCUCCCAGAGCUAGAAUGCCUGAGAAAUUCAAUAUUGAGACAAGUUGUGACACUGAUCUAGAUAAAGUCUUGCGAACAGUUGACCGAUUGUUGCAGGCAGUGGAGAGGCAACGGAAAGCCUUGUACACUCAGAAGGACUGGGUGUCUAAGGGAAAACAGGGCAUGAUCUUGAAGGAAUGGAGCAGUCAACUUGAACAAGAAUUGGCCAAGUUAUCCAGAGACCCUAAGCAGCCCAUUUCAUAUAAUGACUUCAAACUGAACACUGGCGGAUUCAUGACCUGUCCACAUCUAAGAACCUGGAGUUCAGCUCUAAUCUCUGUGAUUUUAAACAAUCAGGAUGAGCUCAAAGGGGCUCAGGAGAUGCAAGAGCUGCAGGCUUGUGUUAUAAAUCAUUUGAACUGGCAACAUACAUUUUUAGCUGACGUUCAGGUGCAUGAGAUGACAUCCCUGCUGAAGGCUUUGUACCCCCUGAAGCAACCCCCAAUGAAAGAGGGCUUGAAGUUCUCUGAAGGUGAUCUCUUCCUCCCUGUUUUCUCUGACCCUGACUCACAGUGGUGGAAUGUUCUAGCCUCUGAUGGAUCCAUUGGACUCAUUCCCAGCAGCUAUGUCAUCUCUUGCGAUCAGAUAAGGCAAGAGGAUAUUGUGAGAUUCCUUGACACUGCCAGAGAAGGCAUUCAGGUGCGGACUGUGACAAGAGGUGGAGUUUUCUCUAAGGAACAAAAGAAUGCCUUAGCCAUCUGUGACCAGAUGCAUGAUUCCUUACUGGGCCCAAACAAGGACUGUAGUCAAGACUUAGGAUCAUCAUCAGGCAGUUCAGUCCCCCCAUUAAAUCUGGAGAUGUCAACAGAUAGAAAUUUCAAGGACUCUCCCAUCGAGGAAGAGAUGGUGGGGGCCAUCUGUCAAGAACUUGUGGAGGCAGUGCGAUCUCAAACUCACCUCAGUCAUAAACUGUCACAAGCAGCUGUCUUGGUCGUGACUGAUAUUCUCAAUCAUCAUCUGCCAAAACUGCAUGGAGACCUAACAUCUCUCUGUGAAUGCCUGAGAGGUUCAGUCUCUCUCCUCAACACUGAUGAGCAUGUUCAAGAGACAAAGGAUGCCUUUAGACUGCGAGACGCCCUCAAGCACCUCAUUGAGGCUCGCUAUGAUGAGCAGCAACGAAGCUGGGCUCUUCAUGAGGAUGAAGAUGAUAUUCUCAAAUGGAUUUCUAUCAUCAUGGAUGUCAUGGAGAAUGCUGAUGUGAAGAUUUCCCGUCACAUACUCGCCCUUGAUGGGUUCCGGUAUGUGGCUGACCUAGUGGCCUAUUAUCAAAUGGAGGGCCGGCGUACAAUUCGUCUUUCCCUUCUCAAGACUCUAAUGGUUCUUGCUGCAGUUGUGCCUGCUGCCAUCCCUACUUUGGUGCAUUCUGUUCUUCCUCUUGAACUUGCCCGGGACAUUAUGUCAUGUGGAGAUGAUUUUGAGCGUCUCAAUUGUUCCAUGGAACUCCUCACCAUAAUACUGUCCCUAGGAACUCCUCUCCCAUGCCAUUACUUUGGAGGUCAGCGACUUAUGGGACUUUUGCUGGUGUUGAAGCAGAAACUGGUCACCCAUUUCGUGGCUCAUCUUCAAGAGCAAUUGAAUGAGACAUUUCUGGAAUUCCUGUUGUCUCUGGUGGAACCUUCACCUGAACUGGGAGAGGAUGAUGUCUUGUCUAACACUGCCUUCAUUCUCCUCUUGGCCCUCAACCUACAAUUCCCUUCUUCUUCCCCUUCAACUAAUCACCUCAUGACCAUCAUCUCAGGUCAACAGGACACUCCUGUCCUAUGUGAGAAGCUUCUGUACACAUUUAAUCGUGAGGAAGAACCAUUGGAUCUUGUGGAGGAAGCACAAAAGCGAGACUGCAGCUCAGUGGUGAAGUUUUUGCAAGAUAUGUUCUCACAGGAGCAUACAGCCCAGUUCUUUUACACCAAUGAUGUCAAUGUGGCGAUUGACAUUCUCAUACGAAUACUUAACAAUCUCUCCAAUGAUGAUACAAGGAAGGCAAGUUACCUGGUAUUCCUGCACAAUGUGGUGAAGUGGACUGGUUAUGAUGAACAGAGGCAUCGGGUGUCAGAUGUCCACUCCUUGCUCUUGGCCAUUAGCAAGGAUGAAAAGAGCCUGACAGAUGUUUCAUUUUGGGCAUCCACUAUCCUCCACUUCCUGCCAUCCUAAAAGGUACUUAGUCCAUGAUGAAAAUGUCUCUGGCCUAUCCCCUUUCUCAGGGUGAAACUUCAACAUUACACUCUCCAAAAAAUAUGACUGAGAUGAGUGGAGAUACCUGAAGUUCUAAGGACCUUUUCAUAUCCAUCCAAUGUGGAGGCAGUGCUGAAAUUACUCUAAAUAUGCUUCCAGCAAUUUUAUACUUAGCUUACAUAGAAUUAAUCCAUGUUUUAGCCUAUGUAUAUGUUAGAGUCAUGUCUCAUAAGUAUAUCAGCAAAGGUAAUCAUAUCCAUUUUCAAAGCAUUUCCUAUUCACAAGACAAAAUGCACAUGAUGUCAUCAUAGCAAAAUGAGUUUCAAUGCCAUUUUUUUUCAAGGAAAUCUCCUAAGCUAAUCAAUGGAACCAGUUCUCAUUUCAUAGAGAACAUCCUGGAUUGACUUAUAAAUUUGUGAUGGCCUAAGUUUAGUCCCCAUGUUACCAUGUGUUCCUGAAUUUCUCCCAGUGUUACUUGCAUUCCAUGUGAUACCACAAUAUUCAGAGCUGUACUUUGAUUUGGUGUGUUUCCUUAUCCUCAGCCCCAG
Molecule: messenger RNA, 3956 nt
Organism: Darwinula stevensoni
Lineage: Eukaryota; Metazoa; Arthropoda; Ostracoda; Podocopida; Darwinulidae
Source: the annotation of a GenBank genome assembly